This is a messenger RNA of Bacidia gigantensis, 975 nucleotides long. RefSeq lists its product as uncharacterized. Bases 1 to 975 code for a protein of 324 amino acids. Gene Ontology annotation, cellular component: nucleus; Gtr1-Gtr2 GTPase complex; fungal-type vacuole membrane. Gene Ontology annotation, biological process: cellular response to amino acid stimulus; positive regulation of TOR signaling; cellular response to starvation. The record is from RefSeq and is a predicted model, not a curated record. Lineage: Eukaryota; Fungi; Ascomycota; Lecanoromycetes; Lecanorales; Ramalinaceae. Gene Ontology annotation, molecular function: GTPase activity; GTP binding. The transcript is spliced from 2 exons.
AUGGAGAAACUCAAGCCCGCAAAAAAGAAGAUCCUCCUGAUGGGCAAGUCCGGCUCCGGGAAAUCCUCAAUGCGCAGCAUAAUCUUCAGCAACGUCGUUGCCAAAGAUGUUCGGCGUCUAGGUGCAACAAUUGACGUGGAGCAUGCGCAAUUCAAGUUUCUCGGAAAUCUGAUCCUAAACCUCUGGGACUGCGGCGGCCAGGAUGCCUUCACAGAAACCUACCUGACAUCCCAGAAAUCCCACGUCUUCAGCGACGUUGGGGUAAUGAUCUACGUCUUCGACACCGAAUCGCGGCACUUCACCGGCCGCGGUGACGGCGGAGCUGACAUGUCCGUCUAUAAAGAGAUAAUUGACGCCCUCGCCUCCUAUUCUCCCUCCGCGCACGUGUUCUGCCUCAUUCACAAAAUGGAUCUGGUGCCAUCAGAUCGAAGGCAAGAAUUUCAAGAUAUGAAAGAGGGCCUGAUCGAAAAGUUCACUCCCAAGGAAUUUCGAGGAAGAGGUAGAAUGAGGGUCUACGGCACCAGCAUUUGGGACCAAACCCUCUAUGCUGCAUGGGGAGAUAUCGUGCAGUGCCUCACCCCAAACCUGAAGCUCAUGGAAAAUUAUCUGCGCAAGCUAGCGCAGGCGACUAGGGCGGAAGAGAUUGUGUUGUUCGAACGAGCAACAUUCUUACGGGUCGUCAAUAUUACGACGGAAGUGGGCGAGGAGAAUCCGUACUCGGAUAGAUUUGAGAGAUUGAGUAAUUUGAUCAAGACUUUCAAGCAUAGCUUGCAGGGUUAUACAGGCCAGAAUAGCAGUCAUCCAUUUGGGGAGUUCACGAUUAGUUGUCCAAGGUUCAAUCUCGUAUUGAGCCGGUUGACGAACAAUACGUACGUGCUCGUGGUCUUGCCGCCAGGGGAGACCGAUUUGGUCAAUACCAGAUUGAACAUUAUGGGGGUUAGGGAUGGAUUGGUCGAAUUAGAGAGGCCCGGAUGA